AUAUUUCCUAGCGGCAACACUGCUCUGGCCCUCUAGUUUUUUAGAAAAAAGUGCCAUAGAGGAAAAUUCUUGAUUAUUCUGUUUUCUGUUUGGAAUUUCAUUCAAAAGAUUUACGCCUUCGAAAUUUUGUGCAUUAACAGUGUGUUUACAAACGAGUAAAAACGACGAUAUCGGCGACUUCCACCGGACUUGGGUCUACAAUGGCAGCCAGCGAUUCUGCAGGCGAUGAUUCUUUGUAUCCCAUCGCCGUUCUCAUUGACGAGCUCAAAAAUGAAGAUGUCCAAUUAAGGCUUAAUUCAAUCAAGAAACUAUCCACAAUUGCUUUAGCAUUGGGAGUUGAACGAACUAGAACAGAAUUGAUCCCCUUUCUCACUGAAACAAUAUAUGAUGAAGAUGAAGUUCUGCUAGCUCUAGCUGAGCAAUUAGGACAAUUCAUAACACUGGUGGGUGGGCCAGAGUAUGCUUUCUACCUGCUACCACCCUUGGAGAGCUUGGCAACAGUUGAAGAAACAGUUGUAAGAGACAAAGCUGUUGAAUCUUUAAGAAUAGUAGCACAACAGCACAGCCCUACUGAUUUGGAGUCACAUUUUGUCCCAUUGGUACAAAGAUUAGCUGCUGGGGAUUGGUUUACCACUAGGACUUCUGCAUGUGGUUUGUUUUCUGUAUGUUAUCCCAGAAUUUCUGCUGCUAUGAAGGGGGAGUUGAGAUCACAUUUCCGAGCAUUAUGUCAAGAUGAUACUCCUAUGGUUCGAAGGGCAGCAGCCACAAAAUUGGGUGAAUUGGCCCAAGUUGUAGAGUUGGAAUAUUUGAAAUCUGACCUAAUACCAAUGUUUGUAAAUCUGGCCCAAGACGAACAGGAUUCCGUAAGGCUUCUUGCAGUUGAGGCAUGUGUCAGCAUUGCCACAUUAUUACCCCAAGAGGAUACAGAACAGUUGGUAAUGCCUACAUUACGACAAUGUACAGGAGACACGUCGUGGAGGGUUCGAUAUAUGGUAGCAGACAAAUUUUCAGAACUCCAGAAAGCCGUAGGACCCGAAAUAACGAAGACAGACUUGGUGCCUGCCUUCCAGAGCCUACUGAAAGACACAGAAGCGGAAGUUAGAGCGGCCGCCGCCAACAAAGUGAAAGAUUUCUGCCAGAACCUAGACAAGGCGCACCAAGAAAACAUCAUAAUGACAAAUAUACUACCCUGCGUCAAAGAGUUGGUCGCCGAUCCCAAUCAACACGUCAAAUCGGCUCUGGCUUCAGUUAUCAUGGGAUUGAGUCCCAUUUUAGGCAGGCACAAUACCAUCGAGCAUUUGCUGCCGCUGUUUUUGACACAGCUCAAGGACGAGUGUCCUGAAGUUAGGCUGAAUAUAAUUUCCAAUUUGGAUUGCGUCAACGAGGUCAUCGGUAUCCAGCAGCUGUCACAGUCACUAUUGCCGGCCAUAGUCGAACUUGCCGAAGACUCCAAAUGGAGGGUCAGAUCGGCGAUAAUCGAGUACAUGCCGCUGCUGGCCGGUCAACUCGGCCGCGAGUUCUUCGACGAGAAGCUCAAUGCCCUCUGUAUGACGUGGCUGAUGGACCACGUAUUCGCCAUCAGGGAGGCGGCCACGAUGAACCUGCGCAAGCUGGUCGACCAGUUCGGCGCCGAAUGGGCGGAGAACACGAUCGUGCCCAAGGUGCUGGCGAUGUCGCGCGACCAGAACUACCUCUACCGCAUGACGUGCCUGUUUUGCGUCAACGUACUGGCAGAGGCGUGCGGCAGCGAUAUUACUACGCGGCUGCUGCUGCCUACCGUGCUGGGCAUGGCGAACGACAAAGUGGCCAAUGUCAGCGAUAUUACUACGCGGCUGCUGCUGCCUACUGUGCUGGGCAUGGCGAACGAUAAAGUGGCCAAUGUCAGGUUCAAUGUAGCGAAAACUUUACAAAAGAUCGCCCCACAGUUAGAUCAAGCAGUUAUACAGCCUCAGGUUAAGCCGGUUCUGGAUAAAUUGAACGUAGAUACUGAUGUUGAUGUCAAAUAUUCGGCGGGAGAAGCCAUAACGGGGAUUGCUGUAUCUGUGGUAACAAUAACUCGCUUCGUUUCGCGUUUCUACAACACUGAAAACAUUCGUAGAUGUCACUACACAUAUGUUAGCCAUUUAGCGGUGACAUCUGUCAGAUACAAGUAGUAAUAUAUACCGCAGCGAUGCCUUCAUAUUUAUUUUCGUAUAAUAUUUCGCCUAGCUUUAGGUUGAAUUGGGGACUACUACAAGAAAUUAUCCAGAAUGGUCUGAUCAGAAACAUUAUUUAAAAACUAUUAUACAUAAUAUAAUUAAUCUUCAUAGAAUGUAAUAUCACUUCGUUGUUGUGCUCUAUUAUUUGAAUAAAAAAAGUGUAAUAUAGACUUUUUAGUAGGCUUGUUUGUGACAAAUUUUAACUGUUCAUUUAUCCAUGUUACUUUGAGUUCAAAUUACUUAAUGGCUUUCUUUUAUAUUUUGCACUGUUAAAAAAUUAUGAUAUUACAGACAGAAAAAAGGUCUCGAAUUCAUUUCCUGAUUUUGUACUAUAAGAUUGAUUUGUAUUAUAACUACCUACUAGAUCUUUAUAUAAAAUAAAUUAUAAGUACUGUAUACUUAGAUUACUUUCGAGUUUAAAAAAUGAUGAAAUCAUAAUGUCCCAUACGUUCAAAAUAAUAACACUAGUUUUUUUAUCACUUUUAUUAUCAUUUAUGUUAUUUACACUUACAAUAAAUAUACAAGAUAUAAAAAAGGU
Molecule: messenger RNA, 2736 nt
Organism: Phaedon cochleariae (mustard beetle)
Lineage: Eukaryota; Metazoa; Arthropoda; Insecta; Coleoptera; Chrysomelidae
Source: the annotation of a GenBank genome assembly